Messenger RNA from Dermacentor andersoni, 2909 nucleotides. RefSeq lists its product as uncharacterized. The record is from RefSeq and is a predicted model, not a curated record. Lineage: Eukaryota; Metazoa; Arthropoda; Arachnida; Ixodida; Ixodidae.
UCUCGCUAGCAGAUUCAACACGUAGCGAGCGACCCGUGCGCCAAUCCUUGGCCGCUGGCAGCGCCAGGGAACGCGGCGACUCGCGCCUGACUACAGCGCGCCGUUCAAAGAAAACCUCGAGCCGGCUGGCUUCGGCGGCGCGCCUCGCACCCGGAGCCGAUUCCUCGUCGCGCUCGUCGAACGCCAGAGCACGCCGACCGCGUGCGGGUGACCGCUCCGUCGGUGACGCCGCGAAUAAAGGGACGUUGCUUGCUCGACACAAAGUUCGUCGCCUCGUGCCACCAGCUUUCGGCGCCGCUCGAGAAAGAGGCUUUGGUGAUCACGGCUCUCGUUAGGCUGCUCUGCAUGGCGUUCUGCUCCCACGUGGUUCGUGAAAAUAGGCUUCUUCCGAAAAAGUUCGAGAAGACGGGGUCGGUCCGAGCACGAACGCCGCUCCGGGCGCUGUGUGCGCGAGAGGGCGCCCUGCGGCGGCUGCUGUCUGGCUGACGGAGAUGUUCGCCUCUUCGGCCACCGAGCAGUGGCUGACAGCCCGCUGAGAUGACCAGUGCCAGCGCUUGAGCGCAGCCAGCACCCUGUUGCCCAAGAUCCUCGUGAAGCUUGCCAGCCCCGAGAAUGACGUGUGCUCUUGCAGCGACCACCUAGUGCUCGUGGCGCAGCGCGCCAUGGCCGCGGUGCGGCAGAUGUCGGUGCCGCAGGCGGGGCUGGAGGCAGAGGAGCGGGCCCGGUCGCCAUCGCGCGACGAGCGCCGCGGCUCGUCCAGCCCCCGGCGCUCGGCCGUCAUCCCGGAGAGCACGGUGGUGGUGGCCGAGCCGCUGAGCAAGAGCGCCUCGCAGCCGUCGAGCUUCAAAGUCAAGCUCACGCGCCGUGACACCUCCAACAAAAUUGUGGUGGACGCGACUGCCGUCAAACCCACCACCAGCUCCUCGGAUGGCGAGAGAGGCAAGCCGAAGCCCAACAAGGCUGCGGGAUGGAAGACCUCCAAGUUUUUCAGCAAGACGAUGUCUUCAGCCGAGCUACUACGUGGCCUGAAGAAGCUCUCGGUGAACGCCGCUACGACGAGCACCUCUGACGACCCGGACGCGAAGCCCCCUUCGGGUGGGAAGGUCAAGUUCACGAUGAAAAAGCGCAACUCGUCCAGUGACUCGGCCGUCAACAAAGACCGCUCACCAGAAGGGCUGCGCAGCGGAGAGGGGUCGAGGAAGUCUUCGCGAGAAUCUUCGGAUGGUUCUCCCAACGUGUCUCCACGAACGAGCAUCGACGAAGGAAUCGUCUGCAAGAAGGAAGACAUCCUCUCUCUCAUUCAUCACACCACAAAGAAGAAGUCGUCUAUUGGCUCCGUCGCAGUGCCGGCCGCCGGUGCCACUUCUCCCAAGAAGCUAGCACUGCGAACGACGCGUUCAGCCACCAUUGACCCCUCGGGCAUGGCCACCGAUCCUUACGAGCCGACGGCCGAGAACAUCCCCAGGAUCGUGUCGACGCCGCCAGCACCCCGCAGGGGCUCCACCACCCUUGAGCGCAGCACCAGCGAGGAGGCCAAGCCGAGCAAGUCGAAGCGCAACAGUUUGUCUGGCAAAGGCGCGCCCCAGAGGUCGCUGGAGGAUGCGCCGCCGUCCCCGGCGGAUGAGCCGAGCGUGCGCAAGUCCAAGCGGAAGCAGUCAGGCGACGCUGUUCGCGAGGUCAAGAAGGAGACUACCGAAGAGAGCGCGAAGGAGCCGCCGAAAAAAGACGAGUCACAGGUCAAGUGGGACGAGGGCAACGUUGUAGAUGCCAUGCUUCUUGGGGACGCCAUCGAAGCCUUCCUCAGGGGCUCCAUGGGCGGUACUUCGGCUACUGUGCCUGCGACGCCCAAGAGAGUUUCCUUCAAAAAGACGUGAAACGUUUUAUUUACUUCAUGUGUUGGACCUGCUAGCGUGCCAAAAGAUAACAUAUCGUUUUGAAACGCUCGGGAAUGGGACAUUUAAAUGAUCGUUGGAGUUGAGCAGGCUGCAUCCGAAAGGAACCUGGGCGUGAAUUUGAAUUUGUGUACUUUCAAUGUUAAUGUUCGCGCAGCGGAGCUACUCAGCUUUUUCUUGAAAAUGAUUCAAACUGUGCAUUUGAACUGUCACGUAUGCUUGCCAUUGUUGUUGUUGUCGUUGAUCUUUUUUUCCAUAUAGGUGUAUGGAAGCUGUGUGUUCUUACUUCAUAUAUAUAUAUAUAUAUAUAUAUAUAUAUAUAUAUAUAUAUAUAAGUGCCACGGCCACGGGUAAGGUGUGUUCGGUACAAUAUGUAAUCACAUUCAGCAGGCCAGCCAUGGUUGGGAUCGUCCCAGGUAAGUCCACCCUGCUCAGUCCUGAAAAACAAUCGAAAAAGAAUGCUACUGACCUCAGCCGUUUGUAGUCACCUUAACUGUAAAAGCUGUGGACGGAGCCCUUGCUGUUCUGUACAACCACGUAGUUCGCACACCACUCCUAUAGUAGCAACACCAGAAAAUAUUAUGCGUCAUCAUGCACUAUUUACUCUUUCUAAUUUUCUGUCGUUCUUUUCCUUUUUUCAUUAUUUUCUUCCCAGUGCCGACAAACUUGCGCAGCUGUCUGAAUCAUUUCUUUAAGCCGAUGAUGCUGUGCAGAUUUCAUCCAGUGCAACACUUCACUGUGCCUGUCACCUACACAGACAAACUUGAGGAUCCGAACGUCGUUCGUUGAAGCCUUGCAAAAUUCGUUGUUUGCUGACUUGAGUGGUCUUACUGUGAUUCCUGUCGCGUUUUGAAAACAGCGCCAACGCAACCACGCUGAAUGUAGCAGUUGGUGCGCGCUAGCGCACUCAGUUGACAGUGCCGUUCUUUGCGGUGGAAGUGUUCAGUUACUGGAAAUAUAUAAAAGCCAUGUGCGCUGGUAAAAAGACUGAAUAAAUGCUCAAAGUUGUAUUUGAUA